GUUGGGCCCAGUCGGUCGAGUCGAGUUCAACCAUUCGAAGCCUGCGGUGUUCCACGCAGCAUCCAUCACACACAAACUCACCCCCCGCGGCCCUGCCUCUCCUCACCGCGAACCCUCACCUUGCCCCUCCCUGCUGGUCCCCAUUCGAUCACAGGUCUUCCCAGCAUGGCUACCCCACCUGCUCAUUCCUUCACCCCCGAACAAUUGGCCGCCCUGACGGUGGAAGCGGCCAGGCAUGGUACGCCAAUCUCCUACGUGUCCUGCCUUUGCCUCGGUCUGAUCCUUGGAGACUGGUUCGGUGCGCUGGACUUCGACUUUGCGCUGCUGAAAGAGUCUGGGGCCAGGACGCUGCGAAGACGCAAGGCUGCCAUCGCCUACUUCGUCGCCCGAUCGUGCGGCGCCAUCGGUGUGGGCUUCUUCGUCGUCAUGGUCUCUGUCGGCGAUCGCAAAACGGAGGUUUGCAAUGUCCUCAUCCGUUUUGCCCCCGUCUUCAACGGUUUCGCCACGUCUGCCUCGCAAUUCCUCUUCAUCGGUCGCGUCGUCGCCCUGUGGCCAAAUCCCAGCGUCAAGUGGGUCACCAUGGCUGCGUGGAUCAUCGCUUCUCUCUCUUGGAUCUCACAAGAAGUCGCUACAGAGAACCGUCAGAAUCCUUUCGGACUGCUGCAGUGCUACCUUCCGCGUCUCUCAGGCUUGGCGCAAGUCCCGUACUGCUUCGCAGCAGCAUACGACAUCCUCAUCUUCACCCUCACGCUGCUCGGCUUCCACAGGCAGGGCAAGCUGAACGUUUUCAGAAGGGGACCGACGGACAGCAAGAUCGUGCACCGACUGUUCAUCACCACCUUGAUCUUCUUUUUCAUCAUCAUCGGCUUCCAUAUUGGCGUGAUCAUCGGCUUCUGGACGUCUACGACCCCGUAUGACACGGUAGUCAUGGCACCUGUCCACACUGCAGUCAGCGUCGUCUUGUCCUGUCAUUUGUUCAUGAAUCUGCGCCAGCUUGCAUCGGGAACCUCUCCAGCGCAAGGCUCUGGCAGCGGGCAGGGAAUCGUUUCGAACGGCAGCGAUCGACGACGCGGCAGCCGUGCACAAUACGCCGGUGUGGCCGACGAUCCCGAGUCUGGACGAGGCGGUAUUCGCCUCCAGACGACAGUGUCGCGACGAUCGCAAUUUGCUUCUCCGCCUGUCUUGUCGGAGCCGACGAAAGCGUUCACGUGGGCCAACACCACGCACUGGUCAGGACCCAUCUCGCUCACUACCGAAAUAACACCUCCCAGCUUGAGCUCGAGCCGCCCAUUCGCCGAAUCAUCCAUUGAAGCGCACGGCUGGACGAAAGAACCGCAAUGAAAAAGCCGAGUGUAGCGGCAUCAUUUCGCCAUUUCUUGGCCACAAGGCAAUAGCAUUCAUAUCAUACCCGCAGUACCUGACAUGAUGAUAAAGCCAAGUGUCGCGGCAUCAUUUCGCCAUUUCUUACUACAGUGCAAUAGCAU
Ceraceosorus guamensis is the source of this 1484-nucleotide messenger RNA. RefSeq lists its product as hypothetical. NCBI's taxonomy places the organism in Eukaryota, Fungi, Basidiomycota, Exobasidiomycetes, Ceraceosorales, Ceraceosoraceae. The record is from RefSeq and is a predicted model, not a curated record. The coding region runs from base 166 to 1341 and encodes 391 amino acids. The transcript is spliced from 5 exons.